AUGGCUGACUCUCAAGCGCCCAAGAACGCCGAUGCGUUUAGCCUGCACUCGACGGGACACGACAGCGCCAUCCAGGUCAACGACCACCAGGAGCCGCAUGCUACCCCGCUUCCACCGCCGCCCCCAGUCUUCCACGAUGAUGCUGCUGCUCCGGCGCACGCGCACGACGACCAUGAUGCUGAAGAAGACGAAGGGCCAGACGAGUACGUGUCUGACUCGGGUUUCGACAGUGAGAGCCUGAUCGGUGACGAGACCGAUACAUUGGCCUCGUCGAUAAUGCACUAUCGCACCGAAAACGGGAGACAAUAUCACGCCUACCGCGACGGCGCAUACUGGGGUCCCAACGACGAGAUAGCCAAGGAGAUCCUUGACUUUGCGCACCACAUGUAUCUCUUGACGCUGGACAAGAAACUGCAUCUCGCGCCCAUAUCCGACCCGCAGCGCAUCCUAGAUGCAGGGACAGGCACUGGCAUUUGGGCCAUUGACAUGGCUGAUCAAUACCCCUCCGCGACCGUCAUCGGCACAGACCUCUCUCCCAUACAACCCGAAUGGGUUCCGCCGAACUGCAUGUUUGAGAUCGACGACGUAACGCUCGAAUGGACAUUCCCUCCAGACCACUUCGACUUCGUCCACGUACGCGAACUCUUUGGUUGCGUUCCUGACUGGGACUUCUUCUUCGCGCAAGCAUACGAUCACAUCGCGCCUGGUGGCUGGAUAGAAAUCGUCGAGCACGGCGUACAUCCGCGAUGCGACGAUGGCACCAUGGGCGAAGACCACUUUUUCCACACCUGGGGAAGGACAGUUGUUGAGAUGAGCGAGAAGUGGGGCAAGGGCUUCACCAUCUGGGAGGAAGCAAAGGAAAGACUGGAGAAAGCUGGUUUCGUCGAUGUUACCGAAGUCACCUACAAGUGGCCCAUGAACGGAUGGCCUGAGGACAGGAAGCUGAAAGACAUCGGUCGCUGGAACCAGCUGCGGCUUCACGAAGGCGUCGAGAGCUUCAUGCUUCGCCUCCUUACACAGAUCGGCGGCUGGUCUGUGGCCCGCGCCCAGCUCUUCCUCGCGCAACUGCGGCAAGAGCUCAAGAACUACAAAGUUCACGCGUACCUCCCCGGCACGGUGGUCUACGGUCGGAAACCAUUACGAAGUACAUGA
Molecule: messenger RNA, 1152 nt
Organism: Didymosphaeria variabile
Lineage: Eukaryota; Fungi; Ascomycota; Dothideomycetes; Pleosporales; Didymosphaeriaceae
Exons: 3
Coding region: 1-1152 (383 amino acids)
Molecular function (GO): methyltransferase activity
Source: RefSeq, a predicted model, not a curated record